AUGCCUAUUGAUAUGAAGUAUUUCUUUACUAUAAUUAUUUAUACAAAUAUUCUUGCGCUUUCUUAUACACAGAAAGUUGUUAACAAAAGAGAGGCGAUUGUUAUUAGUUUAAGAGAAAAUCAAGAAAAUAAGAAUUUAAAUAAAAUUUGGAUUCCAGGAAAAGUUGGUCCAGGAUAUGGGUCACCUUCACUUAUUCUAAGUAGAGAUGAUGAAACUGAAAGUAUAUAUAAUAGUAUAAAUUUGAAAAAUGUAAUAAAUAAAAAAGAAACUGAAAAAUUGAAAAAUAAAAAUCAAUUAAUUGAUAGUAAUUUUCCGUUGCCUUCAUAUACUAUUGAUAAAGAACUAUAUAAAAGUAGUAAUGAAGAUAAUAAAAAUGAUUUUCCAAUGCCUUCUUAUACUAUUAAUAAAAAUAGUAGUGAAGAUAACAAAAAUGAUUUUCCAAUACCUUCUUAUACUAUUGAUAAAAAUUCAUACAAAAGUAAUAUUGAAGAUGACAAAAAUGAUUUUCCAAUGCCUUCAUUAAAUAUAAGUAAUAAAUUAAACAAAAGUAAUAGUAAGAAUGACGAUGAUUUUUCAUCAUAUGUAGCUAAAGUUGUUUCACCAGUCAAAACAACAAAGAAACCAAAAAACAAGAAUUCAAAAAAGCAAAAAACAACAACUACGAUGAAUCCUAAUACCGUUUUUCCAGUUAAAGCAAUGACAUAUGAUCCGGAAAUAAAUGAAGCAAUAUAUCCACCUAGAAUUGAUGAUAAAAUUAUAGAUAAAACAUAUUAUCAAGUACCAGAUAAUCGUACUUUAAUUAAAAAACCAAACUAUAAAGAAGAAACUACAAUUUAUCAAACAAAUAAAAAUAUGAAUAAAAAUACAUCAUCUAAAAAAGUACCACUCAAUAGUAGUAAUAAGGUAAGUAACUAUGAUUAUGAAAAUUCUGAAAAAGAAUAUAUUGUAAAAGAGGAUGAAUCACCUACUGAAAAUUUAUCAGAAAAAAACGGUAUAAAUCAAUUAAAUUUAAGAGAAAAUACAAAAUCUGUAUCAAUAAAAAAUAAUGAAAAUAAUUUGGAUGUUGUAAAUAAAAUGAAUCAACGCAAAAAUAAUACUUUAAUAGAAAUUUCACCAUCAGAAAAUAUAAAUGAAUCUGAUGAAUAUCAAGAGCCUGUUUUAAAUAAUGAAACAAAUUAUAUACCAAGCUUAAAUAAUUUGUAUGAUAAAAAUGUUAGUGGAAAAAAAGUUGAAAAAAAAUCUAGGAGAAAUAAAAAAUUACCAUUAUCCAAAUAUGAAGAUGUUAAGGAAAUCAAGUAUGAAUCAACUUUUGAAGAUAAAACAGAAAAUGUUCCAUCUGAAUUCAAUGAUUACUCUCAAAAUAUAAAUACUAAAGAAAUUGGAAAACAACCUAAAGCAACUGAAAAAACACCAUCAUCCAAAUAUGAAGUCAGUCAAGAGAAAAAUUAUGAAUCUACUUCUGAAGACAAAUCAAAUAAAACACCUGAAUUCAAUGAAUAUAAUCAAAAUAUUGAUAUUAAACAAAUUGGAAAACAAUCUAAGACAACUAAAAAAAUACCAUCAUCUAAAUAUGAAGUUAAUCAGGAGACAAACUAUGAAUCAACUUCUGAGGACAAAACAAGUAAAACAUCUGAAUUUAAUGAGUAUAAUCAAAAUACUAGUAGUAAACCAAUUGGAAAACAGUCUAAGGUAACUGAAAAAAUACCAUCAUCUAAAUAUGAAGUUAGUCAGGUGACAAAUUAUGAAUCAACUUCUGAGGACGAAACAAGUAAAACACCUGAAUUCAAUGAAUAUAAUCAAAUUACUGAUAAUAAAAAAAUUGGAAAACAGUCUAAGGUAACUGGAAAAAUACCAUCAUCUAAAUAUGAAGUCAGUCAGAAGACAAAUUAUGAAUCUACUUCUGAAGAUAAAUCAAAUAAAACACCUGAAUUCAAUGAAUAUAAUCAAAACACUGAUAUUAAAAAAAUUGAAAAACAAUCUAAGACAACUAAAAAAAUACCAUCAUCUAAGUAUGAUGUUGAAAAAGAGAUUAAUUAUGAAACUAUUUCGGAAAGUAAAACAAAUUUUCUAUUGACAACAGAAAAGGCAUACAUUCCAGUUGUAAAAAGUAAAAAAGUACCAGGUCAAUUGUAUAAUAAAAUGCAAAAAGUACAACCAUCAAAUAAACAAUCAGAAUAUGAUAAAUAUGACGACAAUGACUACAAUACUCAAGGAAGUAUUAUUUUACAAACCACAACAAAAUCUUAUGAAGAUAAAAAAGAAGCAUACGGUGAAGAAGAAAAAUUAAUUCCAAAAGAAAAACCAGAAGAAGAAACUUACGAAAGUAGGAUAUAUAAUUUAAUAUCUGAAAAUGAUUACAAAAUAGUUGAUAGUAACCAAGAUUCUAAUGACAAGGAUGACUAUUAUUCAGAAAUUGAUUUAUAUAAAAUAAAGGAUCAAUCAUCAACAGUUUCAUAUGGUAUAGGGGAUAAGUUUAAUAAAGAUGGAUAUACUACUUCUGAAGAAAAGUUAAGUACGUCUAGAGAAGAAGAGGCUUACAGUACGACUAUAAAAUUACCUGAGUUGAUUACACCUUUUCAUAGAAUUGAUAGAUUAUCAACAACACCAAGACCCACAAUAAGACCAGUUCUUAUUGAAGUAAAAGAUAAACCAACAAAAGCACCAUUUAUUAUAGAUGAAUCUUCUUUAAUUGAACCAACUACAAUUAAAUGGAAUAAAGAUCAGAAAGAAAAAAGUAAAAGUCUUCAAAUAACUAUAACAUCUAUCAUAAAUACAAAUGGUACAUUUCUUCCAAUAUCAAAAGAAGGUGAAGAAUUUACAAAUCAAAAUAUAGAUGGUCAAUUUGAAUUUAAACAAGAAAAUUGCUAUUCAACAACCAGAAGUCUAUUGUGUUGUAACAGAAAACUUGAUGAAUUAAUUGAAGAUGUUUUUAAAAAAAUUUUUAAAUCUAAAGUUCAUCCAUGCAAUUUUAGAGUUAUGGCAAGAAUGUUAAGUAAAAGAUUAGAAGGAGAUUUUGAAACUCCUUUUGAAAUUAUUGUUGGACCUUCUAACUUUGCCUCUAAAUCAAACUUUAGAAAUGAUCUUUUUUGUAAAAAGAUUAUUAAUGAUAUAUAUGUUUUGGCUUAUGGUACCCCUGCCGAUUAUCCAAUUUUACAUAUCUAA
This is a messenger RNA of Strongyloides ratti, 3162 nucleotides long. Its product is annotated as Ground-like domain-containing protein. The record is from RefSeq and is a predicted model, not a curated record. NCBI's taxonomy places the organism in Eukaryota, Metazoa, Nematoda, Chromadorea, Rhabditida, Strongyloididae. The coding region runs from base 1 to 3162 and encodes 1053 amino acids. The transcript has 4 exons.